Messenger RNA from Oppiella nova, 452 nucleotides. The record is from the annotation of a GenBank genome assembly. Lineage: Eukaryota; Metazoa; Arthropoda; Arachnida; Sarcoptiformes; Oppiidae.
UCAACUUUUUUUUAUAAACUGUAUAUUAUAUUAAUAUAAAGCACACGAAAAUGGUGUCCACGUCAAUCAUUUUAAUCGCGGUAUUGAUUGUCUCGGGCGAGGGUCACCUCCGAGAUCAUGCCAAACAGAAGUACAUCGGAUCGUCGUUUAGGACCGAUGCCCUCAGCGACCAGAAAUACCUGGAAAUACAGGGCCAGGAGUUCAAUUGCGUGUCAUGCGCGGAUAUAAUAUGGGGGGUGCUGGAGCCAGUACGGGGGCAGUACAACUGGGGACCCGUCGACAAAGUGAUCGCAUAUGCAGAGCAACACAAUAUGAAGAUCAGGGGAUCUGUCCUCAUAUGGCACGAACAGUUGCCCGAAUGGAUUGCGGGACUGGAGGGCAAAAAGGCUGAGCUCGAGCAAGUGAUGAAGGACCAUAUUAAUACAGUGGUUGGACGUUUUAAAGGUAUAGAU